This is a messenger RNA of Colletotrichum phormii, 1472 nucleotides long. Its product is annotated as cytochrome c/c1 heme lyase-domain-containing protein. The transcript has 3 exons. The record is from RefSeq and is a predicted model, not a curated record. Gene Ontology annotation, biological process: cytochrome c-heme linkage. Gene Ontology annotation, molecular function: holocytochrome-c synthase activity. The coding region runs from base 120 to 1199 and encodes 359 amino acids. Lineage: Eukaryota; Fungi; Ascomycota; Sordariomycetes; Glomerellales; Glomerellaceae. Gene Ontology annotation, cellular component: mitochondrion.
CCUUCAACCACUUCACCACUUCACUCGUGUGCUGUCGCGUCCAACCUGCCUUCUUGUACAAUACCUUACUUGCUCUUACCACUUUUAUCUAUUUUACCUAAUCUCUUCGACUGUACAUCAUGGGUUGGUUCUGGGCCGAUGCUCCUGCGACAACCGUCCACGCGACAUUCGCCUCAUCGCAUCCUCAUGGCGCCAUCCCGUCCGGCUCUCCUCCUCCCAGCUGCCCGAUGCACCAAAAGUCCGCCGAUGCAUUAACCACGACCGCGAAGCCCGCCGCACCCGCUCCUCCCUCAGCCUGCCCAGUCCCUCACGACCAGCGUCACGCCGCAGCAGCAGCGCCCCCUCCUCCCUCAGCAUGUCCCGUCCCCCACGACCAAAGACACUCUUCCGCCGCCGCACCGCCAGCAUCAUGCCCAGUCCCACACGACGCACCAAAGCCCGCCGAACCCAAGGGCUUCCUCCAGCAAAUAAACCCCCUAAACUACAUGUUCAAGGACCUCUCUCAGGAGGCCGCCGAGAACCAGGCCGUCGCGCUGCCGACGGAGAGAGAGCCCUCGACGAUACCCAGGGGCUCUGGCGAUGGGAACUGGGAGUACCCUUCGCCGCAGCAGAUGUACAAUGCCCUUCUGCGCAAGGGAUACACCGAUACCGACAUCACUGCCGUGGAGUCCAUGGUCUCGGUCCACAAUUUUUUGAACGAGGGCGCUUGGGCUGAGAUUGUCAGCUGGGAGGAGCGCUUUGGCAAGGGCCUGUACAGGGGCUGGCAGUCGUGCAAGCGCGGCGAGGAGAACUCGGAGGAUAUGGUUGAGAGGUUGAAGGACGGAAGCGAGACGCCCCCGACGCUCAUCCGGUUCCAGGGACGGCCGAAGGAUAUGACGCCCAAGGCUGUCAUGUGGCAGGUUGCCGGCUGGCUCUACCCAUCCAAGUUUGAAACCGAGCCUCCCUUUGACCGACACGACUGGUUCGUCUCUCGCAAGGUCGGCGGCGUCGAAAAGGAAAUCCGAUACGUCAUCGACUACUACUCUGGCGAGCCCGAGCCCACCGGCGAACCCGUCUUCUACCUCGACGUGCGACCCGCCGUCACGCCUCUCGGCGCGGCGGAGCGGCUUAUCAGAUGGGGAGGCGACGUGUGGUGGCGGGCCUCUGGCGCCGAGGUGCGCGAGCAGGAUCAGCUUGCGAAGCACGUGGGGCAAAAGUAAAGAAACACAAGGGGCGACGAAGAAGCGAAGAACAAACGACGGCGAAAACGAAAUAAAGUACCGAGAUGAGAAGCAGGCAGGCUUCUGUUUUUGCUUGCGGCGUGCAUAACUUGGGAGGCCCGAUAUGGUUGUUUUGGACGGGUUUCCCACUCGACGGCGGCGUUUGACACGAUAACAACGGUUCGAUUAUUUGGGAUUGAAUGAAGAAGAACACUCAUUCUUCUUCUUUUCCUUUAUUUCCCCCACUCCUCAUUGUUUUUAAUACUAUGCCUA